CCCCUUUCUCCCACCAUUGACUCUCUCCCUUUAUUAAUUUCCUCCUCCUUCCCAACACCGGAAGAAACAUAAUCACACCAACAGAGAUAUUGAUUAUGGAUUCCCUCUCUUCUUCCCCGUACUCUCACCAUCUUUUCACUGCCUUGGCUUGCUUCAUUUCCGCCGUCCUCUUCUUUCUCUCCAAAUCCAGUAAGAAGCUCAACCUUCCGCCCGGGCCGCCUGGUUGGCCGGUGGUCGGAAACCUCUUUCAGGUGGCUCGCUCUGGGAAACCGUUUUUCCAGUACGUGAGGGACCUCAGGCCCAUUUAUGGCCCCAUUUUCACUCUCAGGAUGGGGAGCCGAACCAUGAUCGUGGUCAGUAGCGCUGAGCUGGUCCACGAAGCUUUGAUCGAGAAGGGCCAAGUUUUCGCCUCCCGCCCCAGAGAGACCCCGACCAGGUCCGUUUUCAGCUGCAAUAAGUUCACGGUCAAUGCGGCGGUCUACGGCCCCGUCUGGCGCUCGCUGAGGCGGAACAUGGUGCAGAACAUGCUCAGCUCCUCCCGCCUGAAGGAGUUCCGGUGUGCCAGAGAGGCGGCGAUGGGUAAGAUGGUCGGCAGGAUUCAGGCCGAAGCGGCGGGGAACGGCGGAGCGGUUUGGGUGCUGAAGAACGCCCGGUUCGCGGUUUUCUGCAUUUUGCUCGCGAUGUGUUUCGGGAUCGAGAUGGACGAGGAGAUGAUCGAGACCGUCGAUCAAAUGAUGAAGAAGGUCUUGAUCGUGCUCGAUCCGAGGGUGGACGAUUAUCUCCCGAUUCUCAGCCCCUUCUUCUCCAAGCAGGUAAAACGGGCAAUGGAGGUGAGGAAAGAGCAGAUCGAAACGAUCGUCCCGCUAAUCGAGAAGCGGCGGAGGGCUUUGCAAAACCCUAAUUCCGACGAAACGGCGUCGUCCUUCUCGUACCUGGACACCCUGUUCGAUCUCAAAGUGGACGGGAGGAAAUCGGGCCCGACUGACGCGGAGAUCGUGACGCUCGUCUCCGAGUUCCUCAACGGCGGGACCGACACGACGGGGACCGCCAUCGAGUGGGCGGUGGCGCGUAUGAUCGACAAUCCGGCGAUUCAGUCGAGGCUGUACGAAGAAAUCAGCGCCGCCGUCGGGGAGCGGAAGGUGGAGGAGAGCGAUUUGGAGAAAAUGCCGUACUUAACCGCCUUCGUGAUGGAACUUUUACGAAAACACCCCCCGACUUACAUGUCGUUGACCCAUGCGGUGAUUGAACCGGCUAAAUUGGGCGGGUACGACAUACCCACGGAUUGCAACGUUGAGAUCUUCUUGCCGGGUAUAUCCGAGGAUCCGAAGAUAUGGUCCAACCCGGAUGAGUUCGACCCGGAGAGAUUCCUGUCCGGACGGGAGACCGCCGACAUCACCGGGGUCUCCGGAGUGAAGAUGAUCCCGUUCGGGGUUGGCCGGAGAAUCUGCCCCGGGUUGAAUAUGGCCACCUUGCAUGUGAAUCUGAUGGUGGCCCGACUGGUUCAGGAAUUCGAAUGGUCCGUUUACCCGGAAAACACCAAAGUGGAUUUUAGUGAGAAAUCGGAAUUCACUGUGGUGAUGAAGUACCCCCUCAGAGCCAAAGUUAAGCCAAGGGCAUAAUAAUAACAAUAAUUAUAUAUUUGCAAAAAAAAAAAUAACAAUAAUUAUAUAGUUAUAUUUAUAAAAGUAAUUAUUAAUUCAAAAAUGUAGCAUUUUUGUUCUAAAAGAAAUAGGCAAGUGAAUGGGCCACUGAGCACUGUUGGGUAUGAUUGGGGAAUUGCUGAUUAGCAUUUAAGUCACUGCUGUUUAUGAUCUUAAUUAAUUGUUACUCGUCAUUAAAUAUAUGUAAACACUGUAUUUUGUCAUUUAAUAUUGGAAAAAUUGAUAGUAAUAAUCCCAAUUAUUGGCGGUCCGCUCAUAAUAAUCCCAACUAUCGAUUAUUUCAGAAUAAUCCCAACUAUAGGGACCUUCCGCCAAUAAUGGUUCAUGUAAAUAAAUUCUUGUGAUUUUUAAAGUGGAUGAAAAGAGAUAUAGCAAGUAAUCCCUAUAAAUAAUCCCAACUUUUAAUUUUUAUGCUUAAUUUCUAUUUAAAAAUCACUUGUUAUAGGAGGUAAUAUAUGGUCAUGGACCAUUAUUGGCGGACGGUCCAUAUAGUUGGGAUUAUACAAAAAUAAUCAAUAGUUGGGAUUAUUGUCAGCGGAUCGGCAAUAGUUGGGAUUAUUAUUUACAAUUUUUCCUUUAAUAUUUUAAUAUGAAGUAAUAAAUUACAUUAUACUGCC
Molecule: messenger RNA, 2278 nt
Organism: Cuscuta epithymum
Lineage: Eukaryota; Viridiplantae; Streptophyta; Magnoliopsida; Solanales; Convolvulaceae
Source: the annotation of a GenBank genome assembly